AUGUUUAUCGAGAACUUUAAGGUUGACAGCCCCAAUGUUAAGUACACUGAGUCCGAGAUUCAUUCGUUGUACAACUAUGAAACCACAGAGCUUGUUCAUGAGAACAAAAACGGCACCUACCAAUGGACUGUCAAGCCCAAGACCGUCAAAUAUGAGUUCAAGACUGAUGUCCAUGUCCCCAAAUUAGGGGUUAUGCUUGUUGGAUGGGGAGGCAACAAUGGCUCAACACUUACUGGUGGUGUCAUUGCAAAUCGCGAAGGAAUUUCGUGGGCUACAAAGGACAAGGUGCAACGAGCCAAUUAUUUUGGCUCUCUUACGCAGGCAUCCUCAAUCAGGGUUGGGUCUUUCAAUGGAGAAGAGAUAUAUGCUCCAUUCAAGAGCCUACUCCCAAUGGUCAACCCAGAAGACAUUGUUUUUGGAGGAUGGGACAUCAGUAACAUGAACUUGGCUGAUGCCAUGGCCAGGGCUAGGGUAUUUGAUAUUGAUCUGCAGAAACAAUUGAGGCCCUACAUGGAAAACAUGGUCCCACUCCCUGGAAUCUACAACCCAGAUUUCAUAGCUGCCAACCAAGGUUCUCGUGCUAACAACGUGAUUAAAGGAACCAAGAAAGAACAAGUUCAACAAAUCAUCGAGGAUAUGAGGGAGUUUAAGGAGAAAAACAAGGUAGACAAGGUAGUGGUCCUUUGGACAGCCAACACAGAAAGAUACAGCAAUGUAAUUGUUGGGCUAAAUGACACUGUGGAAAAUCUCUUUGCCUCACUGGAGAAGAACGAGGCUGAGAUAUCUCCUUCAACCUUAUAUGCCAUUGCUUGUAUUCUUGAAAAUAUUCCUUUCAUCAAUGGUAGCCCACAAAACACAUUUGUUCCAGGCCUAAUUGAUUUGGCCAUCCAAAGGAACAGUUUGAUCGGUGGAGACGACUUCAAAAGUGGUCAGACCAAGAUGAAAUCAGUGCUUGUUGAUUUCCUUGUUGGAGCUGGUAUUAAGCCAACAUCAAUAGUGAGCUACAACCACUUGGGAAACAAUGAUGGCAUGAAUCUGUCAGCCCCGCAAACCUUCCGUUCCAAGGAGAUUUCCAAAAGUAAUGUGGUUGAUGACAUGGUUGCUAGCAAUGGCAUACUCUAUGAACCCGGAGAGCAUCCUGAUCAUGUGGUUGUCAUCAAGUAUGUACCGUACGUGGGAGAUAGUAAAAGGGCAAUGGACGAGUACACAUCGGAGAUUUUCAUGGGUGGGACGAACACCAUCGUGUUGCACAACACAUGCGAGGACUCUCUUCUUGCUGCUCCAAUCAUAUUGGAUUUGGUGCUGCUUGCUGAACUUAGCACUCGCAUACAGCUUAAAGCUGAAGCAGAGGGCAAGUUCCACUCAUUCCACCCUGUGGCUACCAUUCUCAGCUACCUCUCCAAAGCCCCACUUGUACCACCGGGCACGCCAGUUGUGAAUGCACUUUCGAAGCAGCGGGCAAUGCUUGAGAACAUAAUGAGGGCUUGUGUUGGAUUGGCACCAGAGAAUAACAUGAUUCUGGAGUACAAGUGA
Molecule: messenger RNA, 1533 nt
Organism: Fraxinus pennsylvanica
Lineage: Eukaryota; Viridiplantae; Streptophyta; Magnoliopsida; Lamiales; Oleaceae
Source: the annotation of a GenBank genome assembly